This is a messenger RNA of Pseudogymnoascus verrucosus, 3154 nucleotides long. RefSeq lists its product as uncharacterized. Gene Ontology annotation, cellular component: P-body. Gene Ontology annotation, biological process: P-body assembly; deadenylation-dependent decapping of nuclear-transcribed mRNA. The record is from RefSeq and is a predicted model, not a curated record. Gene Ontology annotation, molecular function: RNA binding. The transcript is spliced from 4 exons. Bases 305 to 2827 code for a protein of 840 amino acids. Lineage: Eukaryota; Fungi; Ascomycota; Leotiomycetes; Thelebolales; Thelebolaceae.
AGGCACAUAGGGAUCCUAGCGUCAAUGCCGAUAGUACGUACCUGAACAACGUGGGGCAGAUUUUGUACUAAACGAACGACGACCAUCAAUCAACCCUUCUGGAAACGUACACGUCGUAAACUGUAUACCGCAGCUUCCAAGACAACAGCUUCAAGACAAGCACCCAGCACGAUACCUGGUAUCUGGCCGCAUUGAGACUGAUCUACACGACCCUCAACCUUCCCCCCCACCAGAAAUCAUACCGGAAGUAGCAGAUACAGGCCCACCAACGGAUGGUAGCUGGCAGCGAUAGGAUCGAAUAAGCAUGUCAUUCUUUGGCUUUGACUCGGCCCUUCCAAGGGACCGCGAUCAGGGCGCGAAAGCUCCAGGAUUUGGACAAACACCCGAUCCAUUCGCAGGCCUGUCGUACGCGGGUGCCGACGACGACGACGCACUUGACUUCGAAGAUACCUACGAUGGCCUUGGGGACCAGCUAGACGAGACCGACGAUGUCUUCAACGACGACACCUUCGGUGGCGAAGAUACCACGGCCAAGAAAGCCGUUGGAAAAGACUUCGACUUCUUCGGCCAGACAGCAAAGGUGUCAAACGCGAUCAGUGAGGAGCAGAUGCGCUUCACUCGCCAGCAGCCUGCGUCCAGACAUACAGCUGCCGUGACAACUGCACAGUCAUCCCACACGUACACUCAACCAGCAAGAAGCGGCUACGAAAAAUACAAGGACCUCGACUAUGUUCCCGAUCUGCAGGCUGAUGCCGACCUUUGGGGCACCAGCUCGAAGACAGUACCUGCUGCACAAGCUUUGCCUUCGCAACCGCCAGCUGCAUCGGCUGCUCGCAAAAUGAUGAGCGUGGAAGAGGUCGAAGCCGCAAUGCGAGCGCAAGCCAAGAAACCGACCGCACCUGCUCCGCAGCAACAACAGCAGCCCCAGCACCCUGAUGCGCAGUUCGCACAGGGCCAGUUCCAGCACCAGCAACAAUAUCAGCAGUACCCAGAGCCUCAGCAGUUUCCCCAGCAUGUUCAGCAAUUCCCCCAACAUGCCGGCCAGCAAAUGCAAGGGCCACCACGCCCUAUGAAUGGCCAGUACUAUGAACCUCAGGACAGACAACCCCAACAAAUUCACGCACACCAGCCUGUCCAGAUCCUGCAUAGAACUCAGGCGCCAUCGGCCCAGGCAGUCACCGCCACAUCGCAAGCGCAAGCUCCGCCGAUUCAGAUCCUCCAGAACCCGAACCGCCUUUCUGGUGAACAACAGCGACAAGCUCAAGCUCAAUCAGCUGGACGACCAGGACAAGGCCCGAGCCCAGGACCACCUAGCGGACCCGGCCAUCGCCACAACAACUCUGGUAUCAUUACGCACCCGCAUCAAUUAUCUCACCUUAAUGAGGAGGAGCGUGCGGCUUACUUGAUGGAAGACGCGAAACGUGCGAAGCGCAACCACAAGAUUUUCCUUUUGUCCAAGGACAAUGGUCUCAUGACUCCACAGGACAAGAAUUUCAUCACCAGAAUCCAAUUGCAACAGCUCGUCACUGCCACUGGUAACCCCAACGAGCAGGGCACCGACAACUCCCUAUCUGAAGAUUUCUAUUACCAAGUUCACAACCAAAUCCGUGGAGGACCCAGGCAGCACCCUAACCAGCCUCUGACCAACUUUGCUCAGACUUACCUCUUCCAGACCGGUGGCAGACAUGGUGGCAUGAGGAGGCAGGCGCGUAGCGGAGACAACCACAUGCAGCGCAUGGAGCAGCAGGUCCAGCGUGCCGUUGAGGCAGCGAAGAACAAGCCCAAGAACAAGCAGCUCGUUAUCGAGGGAAGCUUGGGCAAGAUUUCGUUCAGCAACUCCAAGACACCAAAGCCGUUGCUCAACAUCAAGCGUAACGAGAACGAGCAUCGCCAAAAGGUGGUUAGCAGCAGUGACCGCAAGACUGUUUUGCGCGAUAUCGAGAACGUGUACAACACCUUGAUGCAAAUGGAGGAUCACGAUCGCCACCUUCCACCACCAUUGACUGAGGAUGUCGACCCAGCACUCGUUGGCCUCCACAUGGACUGGCAGGAGAAGACGCAGAAACUCAACAACAAACUCUGGCAGGACCUCAAGGUUCACGAGCCCAUUGGUGCAACCGCUACCCAUCCUUUUAUCGCAUUUUUAUCUUUCAGCAAGGGCAAGAAGGCCAUCCCACGAGUCUUCAGACACAUCACGCAGCAGCAGCGCACUACGAUUUUAACCAUGAUUGUUGUACAUUUGGAUCAGCUGGAUGUUGUUCGCCAGGCUUUGCUUGCACCGGGCGAGACGCAACUCACCUCGCAGAUUCGCGAGAACAUCGAGCUUUUCUCUCUGGCGGUUAUGCCGAGUCUGUUUGGAUUCUUGAACGAGGCUGGCUUGGAUAUUGUUGAUGCUCUGCUUGCCUUGAUUAUGGCUAAGACUAACAUCGAGAUUGAUGCUCGUACUCGCAUUGGUGUCAGCAUGUUGACUAUGCUUCUCAGUCGCGCUGAGCUUAUUAAGCAGGCCACCACUGUCGACGACCAAGAGUGGAACCACUGGCUCUCUACCUACAACUCUUUCUUCGACGUUAUCGAACCCACUCUUCCAUACAUCUUCCCCGGAACCGUGAACACCGGCGAAGACGUGUACGUUUGGCAGUUCCUCGCAGCGAUGGGCGUCGGAGCCAGCCCAGAGCAGCAACAGCGCCUCGUCAUGGCCGUCAAGGACCGCGUCAUGGAGACCGUCAACCUCGCCAAGACGCUCCCGCCCGCCAUGUCUAGCCAACGCCUGGCCAAUGUCAACCUUUUCAUGCGCUCAAUCGGGCUCGACGUUGACCUGCUCGUCUAAUCGAUGUCAAUAAACUUGGAAGGAGUUAUAUUUAUCAACGGCUUCGCUUCCAAUAGAGAGUGGUUACUGCGCACUUCUACUGGCUGUAGUGGAACCAGUAAAUCGGCCCCACGGCUUUUAUUACUUAGUGGCAUACCACUGGGCUAGGCAAACUGGCGCCACUUCUCUACUUUUCCUGCAUCUGCGAAUUUUCAAAGUUUUUUUUUGUUGUUCUUCUUUUUUCUCUCCGAUUUUAUUUUUGCUAGCGGCAUACAAAGCUCCAUAUCAUUUUCUCAUACAAAAUGUGCGGGCCACACAGGACGGGAUUUGUUUUCUUGAGAAAUAGGG